CGCUGAUAGAAAUUAAAAAAUUUUCAAUUUAAAUUUCGUUAAUUCUCGGUGAAUUGCAUAGAUUUGAUUAAUUACAUCCUGUGAAUAGCAUAGAUAACAGCAUAAAGCAUCGAUUGCAAAUAAAGUAAUAGUGAAGUGCCUCGAAUAAAGCUAUUAAAAGACGUUUUUUGAUAAUGCUAACAUGGAGAAAUUUUAAAAUUACUAUAUUAUUUGAUAUUGUAUAACAACAAAAAUUUAAAAGAAAUAGAAGAAAAAGUCGUGUGAGAAAAAGACAAGACAAAACAGCACUAAGAGGUCAUGGAUGAUCAUAAUUUUAUGCUUUGGUCUGAUCGUGGACACGAAGAGCCAAAUUAUGAUGAUAUUAUCGAAAAUGAUACAGAAAUCGAUGAUUUAAAUGAAUUAAUAGAAGAGCAAGUUGAGGGAUAUGAAGAAGUCAAUAUAUUAGAAGAUAAUUCAAAUGGAGACGAUGAUACUUAUUAUAUCGACGAGGAUAUAAUGCCAGAAAAGUAUGAUUCACAAGAAAACUUAAUCUACCUCACAGAUGAUGGAAUAAUUAGUAAAAGUUCACAAAUUGGUGUCGGUAUGAGCCAUUUAAUUGAACAGAGAGUACAGGAAGCAGAAUCUAAAAUUAUUGGCGAUCAAGAUGCACAAGAAGAAUAUACAGCAGAGGUAAUAACAGAAGAAGAUUGGAUACAAUCUCAGGGUGAAGAAAUUGUGCCUGUUGCAAUGGAACAAAUUGUAUCGUCUGAAAAUUAUCCAGAAGAUGAUGUUGUGCCAUUACAAACAGACGAAUAUACAACACAACGACCAUAUCCAUGUGACUUUUGUAGUCGUCGGUUUCGUAAAAAAGCCAAUCUACAGAAUCAUAUGAUUGCACAUCAAAAUGUUCGUCCACAUAUGUGUAAUUUGUGUGGAUCACGUUAUGUAAGGAAGUGUGAUUUAAUUAAUCAUUUGAAAAUUCAUGCAUACAACAUUGAAGAUGAACAAUUGGCUGGUCCAAGUACAAGUGGUAAAAAGAGACCACCAAAAUACGAUGAUUUAGCAUUCUUUAGUGAAUCAUAUGAUGAUCUACCAGACGACGACGACGAUUUCGAUUACAAUCAUUACUCUAAACCAACAACAAAGCCAUUGCCAAAAGUUACGAAACAAAGUUCAAAAGCAUCAACAAGUAAAAAGUCUUCAGCUAAGAAAGGAAAAACAUUUCCAACUAAAUUCGAGAGGAUCACAAAGGAAAAGCCAGUUCAUGUCUCAAAUUUUACAAUAAGCAAUACACCAAGCAUUGUUAAAAAGGAAGAUUAUGUUGAGAAAUAUCCAAUUAUAGAUCCAAGAAAGCCUUUUGUCUGUCAAAAUUGUGGUGUAGGAUUUACACGAGAAAAAGCAUUAGAAUCACACAGUAAACAUGCUCAUGCCAAUUUGGAUCCAACGCACGACUGUGAAAUUUGUGGAGAUUCCUUCUUUGACAGUACAUCACUCGAAGAGCACUUGGAAUUACGACAUAAUUAUUCAUCUAGAGUACGUAAAAGUGGUGGAAAGACAACAAGCGGUGGUAAAGUUUUUCCUAGUCGUGCAGCUCAAAUGAUGGAUUUUGAGGAUAGUGAUAAUUCCGAGUAUGAGCCAGAAAAGGAUUUAGACUAUGACGAGGAUUUCGAAGAUGAUGGUGAUCAUUGCUGCGAUAAAUGUGAUAUGGCAUUUAAGAAUGCUGAAGGUUUAAAGCGCCACAUAAAGACACAUUUUAUAAAAUCAGAAAUUAUGUCUGAUGAUGAAGGACCAGUCAAAACAGAAUUAACUAAUUUGGGUUGUAAUGUUUGCGGAGAGAGCUUUACAGAAGCAUUAGACUUAUUAGCUCACGCAGAAAUUCAUGCUCGAUUUCAGCCAUUCAAAUGUUUAUUAUGUGGUGAGACAUUCUUUGAAGAGAACAAGAUCAAAAUGCAUCUUAUGGAAAAUCAUCGCGAUGAAAUGACUGAAUCGUCAUGUAAGCUAUGCGGUAAGCAAUGUCGUGAUCAACGAUCAUUAAUUAAGCAUUCAUGGGAACAUUCACGUGAAAAGAAUCAUUCAUGCUCAAAAUGUGGAAAGACAUUCCAUAAUAAGGCACGAUUGAAACGUCAUAUUGCAUCGCACAGGAACAAGAGUGUAGUUUGUGAAAUCUGCCAAGAAGAAUUCUCUGACGGUCGACAGCUCAUGAAUCAUCGUCAUUCUCAUACCAAGUCUAAUCAAUUUCCAUGUACUGAAUGUGGCAAAACUUUUGGAUCUAGAAGCUCACAACAAAUUCAUAUUCGAAUUCACACUGGUGAACGUCCUUAUUCCUGUCGAUUCUGUUGGAAGGCAUUUGCUGAUGGAGGAACUUUGAGAAAGCACGAACGAAUUCAUACAGGUGAAAAACCUUACUGCUGCUUGGUAUGUCCUCGUGCCUUCAAUCAACGCGUUGUUUUACGCGAGCAUAUUCGAUCACAUCACUCAGCACCAGAUCCUGUUCAUGGAACAACUCUUACGCCAUAUUAUUGCAGUCUUUGCGGUGAACUAUUUGCAGUCUCAUUGGAUCUAAUUCAUCAUUUAAUUGAGCAUAGCGAUAGAAGUACGGCUGCUAAGCGUGUCCAACCGACGGGUCCAAGAAAGUAUAAGCGACGUCGAAAGUUGAAUGAUGACGAGAUGGUGCCAGUUGAUGGAAAAUAUCCAAGAAUUCCACAAAGUAAAAUUAAGCAAGAACCAGCCGAUAUUGAGAGUAACAGUGAGAGUAGCAGUAGUCAUAAUCAAAGCAUUUUUAAUAACAAUAAUAUGAAGGGGUUAUUGACACAAUCGUUUGAAUCUUAUGUAGUGCCUGAUAGUAUAAUUGAAUUUAAGCUUCCGGAUGAAAUAUUCCAAACGGUUUCACGCGAUCGAAAGAAUGAAGAGAAGAAGCAACAACAAGUACAAACGAGUUCAAGACCGAAAAUGAUAUUUACGGAGAAAACAAGAGUUCCUGUUUUUGACGGCAAGCGCAAGUCACGGACAAUGAUCCAAAAGCAAGUUCUAAAGCAACAUCCCACCACAUCAAGAAUGGUCAGGACUAUAAAGAAGGAAGUAAAGAAUAAGCCGUCAAUAAUUCAAGAACGUUAUGCGUAUGACGAUAAAAAUACGUCUGGAAGUGAGACAUGCUCGAAUGAAGACGAUCCGAAUGAGGAUGUACUUCGUACCUUACUCAAGCGCGAACGCAAGUUGUCUGAGAAAUUUACAAUUGAUUUAGUUAAUGAUUUACAAGAUAUCCUACGAUCACCAAUCAAGACUAGUGUUGCUAUGGACGAGGAUGAUAAUCAAUAUACAGAAUUACCAAAUGCCCGACGUCGUAAUACACUAUCAAGAUAUUCAAUAAGUAUGACAAAUAACAAUGCAAAUGGAGCCAAAAAUGAUAAUAACUACGAUAAUGAUGAGGAUUCAGAAUCGGAACUAGAUAAUAUUGUUAUUAAGCAAGAAUAUGUUAAUGAUGGUCAUGUUUGUAACAUUUGUGGCUCUGCCUUCUCGUCACGAGAUCAGUUAUUAGAACAUGUAUCAAUUCAUAUUUAAGUUUUUUUUUUGAGGAACAAGCAGUUCCUUCAUUAUUAAUAUUACUUGUCAUUCUCACAUGACUACAUAGUUUUUGCUUUGUGAAAUAGAAUUAUGGAAAUGAAAAGUCAAUAACUAUAAAAUUUUUGUUACAAAUUCCUUCUUUUUUUUUGUUGAGUAAUUAAAUAAUCUUUUUUUUUCGAGGUGACUUAACUUAAAAGACCUAAUUGAACUACUUCUACUUCUCUUUUUGUAUGUUAAUUAAGUUUGAUAGCUAUAAGACUAGAUCCCAUCUCCUUAUAUGAAUUAUGAAUAAUAUGAAAUUUUUUGAGUACCGUGAAAGAAUCAUGUAAGAAAAGUGAAAAUAUGAACUAAAUAAAUUGAAAUUAUUACUUUAAGUUGAA
Chironomus riparius is the source of this 3920-nucleotide messenger RNA. The record is from the annotation of a GenBank genome assembly. Lineage: Eukaryota; Metazoa; Arthropoda; Insecta; Diptera; Chironomidae.